AUGAAGUCCAGCUUCCGUCCUGCGGCGGAUUUGGCCCAAAGAGUGGCUCUUACUCAGCUGAACCGGCACGCCACCUCGCCGUUUCUCUUCCGUGUUAACAGGAGAACCGUGCAACAGAUCUCAGAGGUGGGAUUCAACACGUAUGAUAUGGAUCUCCAGUUUGGUGUCAGAGAGAGCGUCUGCCCCGUCGGAAGCGAGAAUUAUCUGGAUAGAUGUGCCACCAUGUGGAACCCUUCUGCGGUGGAGGGGUUGUGCUCCAGUCGAGUGCGUGUCUCUGCACACUAUGCUCUGCUCCUGGAGCUGCGCUGCAUGAUUGACAGCUCCAGCAGCGAAUCCAGCAGCAGUGAGGAGGAGAUGGUCAGGGUGAGGGCACCAAUCGCUGCUCAAGUCCCGGGCAUCGUGCUAUGCAGGGGAGCUGCCAGGAGAGCAAAAGGACUCCGCGGCGGAUCCGCCGCGGAGGUAGCGCGGCUUCCGGAACGGACCCGCGAAACGGACCCGUAUCGGCGUCCACUUGCACUCAGUGACGGAUCCGUUACGGGGGCGGAUCGCGGACCCGGCUGGGCUCCGCGCUACCUCCGCUCCGCAUCCAUCCCGGACCCGCAAAUCCGCCACGGAUCCGCGACGGACUCAUAG
Molecule: messenger RNA, 633 nt
Organism: Sardina pilchardus (European sardine)
Lineage: Eukaryota; Metazoa; Chordata; Actinopteri; Clupeiformes; Clupeidae
Product: secreted phosphoprotein 24
Exons: 5
Coding region: 1-633 (210 amino acids)
Biological process (GO): bone remodeling
Cellular component (GO): extracellular region
Source: RefSeq, a predicted model, not a curated record